Molecule: messenger RNA, 2660 nt
Organism: Saccostrea echinata
Lineage: Eukaryota; Metazoa; Mollusca; Bivalvia; Ostreida; Ostreidae
Product: kin of IRRE-like protein 1
Exons: 15
Coding region: 561-2645 (694 amino acids)
Biological process (GO): cell-cell adhesion
Cellular component (GO): cell-cell junction
Molecular function (GO): cell adhesion molecule binding
Source: RefSeq, a predicted model, not a curated record
AAUUUUACGAUGCUUGGAGCAAUUUCAUGGGACAAUGGAGGGAGAUACUUAUCACUUUAAGGACAAUAUUUACUUUGAUGAGGCUAAUUAUUGAACCUCAUAAGAGAUUUGUUUAUAUGUUUAUCUUGCCCGUGUUGAUCUUUCAGGUGAGCUAUUGAACAGCUUCAUGAGAUAGGAUUAGAGUUUUCAUUCCAAAGCUCACAAUUACUUGGGAAAACGCUUCAGGAUUGAUGUUUUUGUCCGAGAAAAUCGUGGAGCUGAUCCAGAUCAGGUUGAUGAAGGAGAAUUCAAUCAAAUGUGUCCAUCAUUUUAAUGAGAACCAGUUUACAAGUGAUACAUGAUCUCUGGCUUUAUUUUUACUGGAAUUUAUCACAAUUUAGGAUAUAUAUUUAAACAGAGAUCAGUGCAGUGAGAUUUUGAAGGUGAUCUGGAAGGAGGAGAAAUCGAGUAUGUGAGGGGUAACAGAUAAACAGUGCCAAGAGGGACAGAAAAUUUUCAAAUUUAUCAGUGGAAGAGAACCCCAAGAGAGUUGCUGAAAGAACCCCUGACACUUUGACACGAUGGCUAGCAUCACACCAUACAUCCACAGUUUUAUCACAGUUUUCCUGAUUCACAAAGUAUUUGGAGGCCAAGAACUUGUGGAGGGUCCAGUCAGUCAGAAGGCGAGAAUUGGGAUGAAAAUCCAGCUUAAGUGUGUGGUCAAGAAUCGCUCGGGGAUUGUUCAGUGGACUCAAAAUGGAUUUGGAAUGGGAAACAAUCGGGACCUUCCCCCAUACCCCCGCUACAGGAUGGUGGGAGGAACAUCAACGGUUAACAAUGAUGUCAUUGAGGAGUUUACUUUGGAGAUCACUGAUGUUCAGCUAGAGGAUGAUGGGAAAUACAACUGUCAGGUGACCCCUACUGAUGAUGACCCUAGAGUGUUGCUAAGUGAUGAGGUCACAGUUACUGUCUUAGCCCCUCCUGACCAGCCCGUAAUAGAUGGGGGUCCUGUCAUUCCUCUGGAGCUUGGGGUACCCACCAACAUCACCUGUAGGGCAAAUGGAGGAAAACCUGCCCCUCAGGUGCUAUGGUACAAAGAAGGUUCAGGAAGGAUCACUAAUAAUACCUACACUAUUGGUACACCUAACAAGGUGACGAAGGUCACUGAUGUCAUCGGUAUUGUGACCCUAAAGGCAACUAAUGAGGAUCACGAGAAGAAAAUUGAGUGUCAUGCCAAAAAUGAGGCUUUACGGCAGCCCCUCAUCUCGUCUGUGACAUUGAAUGUGCAAUAUAAACCAAAAAUUAACAUCAGCCAUAAUGUAACCCGUCCUCUUAAAGAGAAUGACUACGUUCGAUUCUCAUGUGAUGGUGAUGCCAACCCAAGAGAGGUCCAGUGGAGGUGGAUGAGAGAUGGUCGACUGAUCAGAGGACAGACCAGGCGUAACCUAGAUAUACCACAUAUAUCCAGCGAGUACCAUCAAAGCACCAUCUCAUGUGAGGCCACCAACUCCAUUGGCAGUAGUACAGCAAAGAUGAAGCUGGAUAUACUUUAUGAACCAAAAUUUAUUGGGGUCAACCAGUACAUUCCUGUAGAUCUUAAAAAGUCAGUGACCUUGACCUGUAAUGCCACCGGUAACCCCCAGCCUGAGAUCCGAUGGCGAAGGUCAGACAGCCAAAUCCCCCUUAGUGAAACCACGACCUUAACUGUAUCUAACAUCGGGGAGGAAGACCUUGGCAUGUAUAUCUGUGAGGCCAGCGCCCUCUAUGGAGCUUUCAGUACCAAGAAAAUAGAUGUUUAUCUUCUGCUCAAAGGUCCACCUGAAAUCAAGAGUAAAUCCACACAGUAUGCGGAACCAGACCUGGAUGGAAAAGUGUCCUGUUUGGUCCGCUCAGUCCCUUACCCAGAUCAGAUCCUGUGGAUCAGGGGAGAUAAAAUAAUUGACUACGCUCAAUCCGGCAGGUACUCUGUCACACAGACACAGAUGGCAGACGGGGUGGAAAAUAUCCUCCACAUUACUCACCUGACCCCCAGUGACUUUGGGGACUACAUAUGUACUGCUUUUAAUGGUUAUGGAAAUGAUACUAUGAAAAUCACAUUAGCUGAGACAGAGAGUUUACAUUUGAGUUACAUCAUAGGAGCUGUUUGUGGUGGUGUGGCCGUUCUGCUAUUUAUCGCCGGGGUCUGCAUUCUGUAUCACAGAUGCAAAUCUUCCGACAAUGAAUCUUAUGCAGAGACAGACAGCCACACAGAAUUUAAAAAACGAGAAAAAUCUGAUUCCCCCUCAGAUUUCACAAAAUCCACAUUGAUGGAUGAAUGGCGGCAAAAUCUGAAUUAUCAUUGUCCGACAGAUUAUGAUGAUAUCAACAACAUAAAUAAUGUUUAUAAUGAUCCUAGAAUAAAUUCCAGUGGAUAUGGAACAUUAAAAUCAGACCAGAUAAUUAAUGGCUAUGAAAAUCACAAUGGCCAUCUGUUUAGUGACUACACCCAUAGGAGUGAUGAAUCUUUUCCUGUCGAGAAUGUGAAUGGUUACAAUUCUAAUAACUACGGGACCAGCACAUUCAGAAGUGGAUCUCGGACGGACUUUAUGAAACCGGACUACAGUAGUGAUCCAUACAGACUACCACCUGCUAAUCUGUCUACCACACAACUAGCCACAAAUGUCUGAGAUAGACAAACAAAA